GGGGGAAUCCUUAGAAUAGCCAGACUCAUAGUCAGCGCUCCAUCAAUAUUUGUGAAUGAGAUGCAGUAUUUUCCUGACACCGCCCUAAUCUUUCUUUCUUUUCUGCCCGCACCCCUUCUCCCUGCAGAUCUUUUUCUGGAGUCCUGAGAGGCAGGUUAUGGGCAGGACUGCCUCUGGUCUGCACCAUGAAGUCUGAACCUGCUCCCGCUCUGCCCUGGGCCCUGCUCUGCCUGAGCACUCAGCUUUGGGCUGCCCUGCUCCCUGCAGCCCCCCGCUGCUAGGAGGUAAAACUUCAGGACUGGUCCUUGGCCUGUUUUUGCCUUUCACCUGGCUCACCUCACUGCUCACGCCUCCUCCAUCACGGCACCCCCAGCCCAGCCCUCUCCCCGGCCUCCCCGGCUGGGGCAUUUGGGGGUCCUUUGGGAGGAGUGCAGUGCUGAAGGCUUCCUCCUGCCGUGGACCUUCUUCUCCUUGAAUCAAGGCCUCCGGAUCCACAUGGAUAGCUGAGAUCUUUUCUUGGAGAAAGACACUUUGCUCCUCACUCUAAUCCCACAUUUUCCCACUCGACUUUCCUCCUCUUCUGCUGCCCGGUCUUUCCCCCCUGCUUCUUUACUGGAUUUCUUGCUCGUGCACCCAUCUGGGGCCGUCUUGUUCACUUUCCUUCUUCCUCACCCUCUGGAUAUUUGUGCGUGUGCCUCCUUCCCUUUGUGUGCUCUCUGUACCCCCCUACCCAUCUCCUCUUCCUCUCUCCCUUCCCGCUGCCAAGGGGGAUUGUUCCCCUCAGGGCUGUUCCUUGCCAGUCUGCUCCUCUGGCCUCAGUCCUGGCAGCCACAAUGAGCUUCACUGCCCACUCGGUUUUCUUCACCCUGAAGGUGAGUGUCCUGCUGGGGUCACUGCUGGGGCUCUGCCUGGGCCUCGAGUUCAUGGGCCUCCCCAACCAGUGGGCCCGUUACCUCCGCUGGGAUGCCAGCACGCGCAGUGACCUGAGCUUCCAGUUCAAGACCAAUGUCUCCACGGGGCUGCUCCUUUACCUGGACGAUGGCGGCGUCUGUGACUUCCUCUGCCUUUCCCUGGCAGAUGGCCACGUGCAGCUCCGCUUCAGCAUGGACUGUGCAGAGACCGCUGUGCUGUCCAAAAAGCAGGUGAAUGACAGCAGCUGGCACUUCCUCAUGGUGAGCCGGGACCGCCUGCGCACGGUGCUGGUGCUUGACGGUGAGGGCCAGGCGGGCGAGCUGCAGCCCCAGCGGCCCUACAUGGAUGUGGUCAGUGACUUGUUCCUUGGCGGAGUCCCCGCGGACAUACGACCUUCUGCCCUGACCCUUGAUGGAGUACAGGCCAUGCCCGGCUUUAGAGGAUUAAUCCUGGAUCUCAAAUAUGGCAACUCAGAGCCUCGGCUUCUGGGGAGCCAAGGUGUCCAGUUGGAUGCUGAGGGACCCUGUGGUGAGCGUCCCUGUGAAAAUGGUGGGAUCUGCUUUCUCCUGGAUGGCCACCCCACCUGUGACUGUUCCACCACUGGCUAUGGUGGCAAGCUCUGCUCAGAAGCAAUUCAAGAGCAGGAAGAGCUGGGAGGUCUCCUGCAGCUUCAGAUGGAUGUGGUCGGGGCCUAUCAGAGGCGAUCUCUGUGGUCCAUUAGCUUCUAG
This is a messenger RNA of Panthera uncia (snow leopard), 1640 nucleotides long. RefSeq names its product neurexin-3-like. The coding region runs from base 834 to 1640 and encodes 268 amino acids. The transcript is spliced from 2 exons. Lineage: Eukaryota; Metazoa; Chordata; Mammalia; Carnivora; Felidae. The record is from RefSeq and is a predicted model, not a curated record.